Dovyalis caffra is the source of this 777-nucleotide messenger RNA. The record is from the annotation of a GenBank genome assembly. NCBI's taxonomy places the organism in Eukaryota, Viridiplantae, Streptophyta, Magnoliopsida, Malpighiales, Salicaceae.
AUGUUUAAUGAUCCAAUUGUGGAGAUACAAGAACUAACAGUUUUGAUAAAGAAUGAUAUAACGGCAUUAAAUACAGCCUUAACGGAUCUGCAAACAAUUCAAAAUAUGGAAAUAGCUGAUGGGAAUUACUCAGAGGAUAGACGUGUUCAUUCAACAGCUGUUUGUGAUGAUUUGAAGAGUAAACUUAUGAGUGCUACUAAACGGCUUCAAGAUGUUUUAACUACUAGAACUGAGAAUAUCAAGGCUCAUGAGAAUAGGAAACAGAUGUUUUCUACCAAUGUUUCGAGAGAGAAUCCGUUUCUGCGUCAAGUGAAACCGAUGACUGAGCCACCUCCUUGGUCAAAUCCAUCUAAUGCAUUUGACAAUUCACAACCGUCUGCAUUGCCACCAAAUGGUGUUCAAGUUGGGAACCAAUUAAGACGAAGGCCAGCCGUGGACAACACUCCUUCCCAGCACAUGGAAAUGUCCAUGCUGCAGCAGGUAAUUCCAAGACAGGAGAAUUAUACUCAAAGCCGGGCAGUUGGACUUCACAAUGUGGAAUCAACAAUUUCAGAACUUAGUGGGAUCUUUACACAUUUGGCUACCAUGGUUGCACAGCAAGGGGAGUUGGCUAUCAGGAUCGAUGAUAACAUGGAUGAGUCGUUGACUAAUGUUGACAAUGCUCAUGGUGCUUUAUUGAGGAAUUUGAACCAAAUAUCAUCAAAUAGGUGGCUUAUGAUGAAGAUAUUUGCUGUUAUAAUAAUUUUCCUCAUUGUAUUCGUUUUCUUUGUGGCUUGA